Molecule: messenger RNA, 1775 nt
Organism: Triticum aestivum (bread wheat)
Lineage: Eukaryota; Viridiplantae; Streptophyta; Magnoliopsida; Poales; Poaceae
Product: calcineurin B-like protein 7
Exons: 9
Coding region: 313-954 (213 amino acids)
Biological process (GO): calcium-mediated signaling
Molecular function (GO): kinase binding; calcium ion binding
Source: RefSeq, a predicted model, not a curated record
CAUGCAAGUCAACUCUCGCCUUGUCCUGUGUGUUGUCACCUGUCAGUACUACAAUAUUCUGUGCCGCACUUGUGACGUAGGUCCCUGUUGGCUGUUGCUGCGCACGCGCAUAAAUAUAUGGUUGUCCUUCUUCUAGCUCCUCCUUCCCCGUCAAUCUUUCUCCCGAGCCACCUGCAGAUCUUUACCAGUGUGGAUCGAACAAAGCAUAAGUAUCCUUUGUUUGUUGUUUCCCAGGUGUGUUUUCUUCAUCCCCUUUCUGCGAAAGACGAUUGUUAACUGUAAGCAAAAGGCUGGGCUUGUGAGCUGGUCUGUAUGGGAUGUGCAUCAUCAAAGCAGUUCAGACGAGCUCCACCGCAUGAGGAUGCGGCUCUUCUGGCCAAAGAGACCACAUUUUCUUUGAAUGAAGUGGAGGCCCUCUACGAGUUGUUCAAAAAGAUUAGCUAUUCUAUAUUCAAGGAUGGGCUUAUUCACAAGGAGGAGUUCCAACUUGCUCUCUUCAGGAACAGCAACCGGAAGAACCUUUUCGCUGAUCGGAUAUUUGAUCUGUUUGAUCUGAAGCGAAAUGGUGUGAUUGAAUUCGAGGAGUUUGUUCGGUCCCUCCACAUUUUUCACCCGGAUACACCCAUGGCAGACAAGAUUGCAUUUGCAUUCAGACUAUAUGACCUGCGAGGCACCGGCAGCAUUGAACGUGAAGAGUUGAAGGAAAUGGUGCUUGCAAUCCUGAAUGAAUCAGACCUACUUCUUUCUGAUGAUGCUGUCGAACAGAUUGUAGAUCAGACAUUCAAGCAGGCAGACCUGAACAGCGACGGGAGGAUAGAUCCCGACGAAUGGAAAGAGUUUGCAAGUAAGAAUCCAGCCUUGCUGAAGAACAUGACUCUCCCGUACCUGAAGGACAUAACCAUGUCAUUCCCCAGCUUUGUUGUCUACUCUGGAGCCGGCGACGAAGAGUUGUAGCAGUAGCAGCCAUCUGCACAAGCAUCUGUGACUCUGACCUCUCAAGUCUCAGGCAUACAGCAUCAUGUUCACAGUACAAAUUUUUGGAUUAUGAAACACCGCUUUGUAGCAGAAACUGCAAUAGCAGAAUGUGCGCUGAGAAAUGGUACACAUCAGCUCAACAGCUGGGCAAUUUAUUUAUUUUGUCACCGAAUGGGCUGAUCUCUCUCAUACUUACAUUUGCAGUAUCUAACAGUUUGGCCAUAUAGAUUCUUCAUGGUGCAUUUACAGGCGAAUAUACGUGCAUUUAACCUGAACUGUCAAAAUCUGACUACUGAACUCCGUGACUCUCGAUAUACAUUUCACUCAAAAUUUGACUAUUGAACUCCAUGACUCUUGACACACAUUUCACUGUCCGACUCGCAGAAGUUCUUUGUCGAAAAUGAAAACACAGAAGUUGAGCAAGUAACUGCAAUGACGAUCCAGGUUGGUUCUACUGCUUCAGCUUCACCAUCUCCUGCAAGUUCACUGGAUAGCACAUCCUGGUGUGCUCACCAGACCACACGUUUUCUGCCAGGAUCCGGUUCACAGCAUCGGUCGGGUGGAAUUCAUCCCACCACACAUGGCUUGACGCGUCGCUGCACGCCAUCUGUGGAAGAACACAGAUGAAUAGCCCGCCAUACUUGCCAAGCCCACAGCAAGCAUCAGUGGUGGUCAGAAAGCCUGCAGUUGCAAGUCCACCAAAAAUGAGAAGACUUAGCACUCCAUUUAAAUGUACUACAAAUGUUACAGUUGCGAACCGGCACGCAAUUUAAAUGCAGUACUAAUGAUGCAUUUACUCA